AUGCGCUCCCACGUCUCCCUGGCCGCAUGUCUGGCUCUGGCAACCCACGGGGUUUUGUCUUGGGAAUUCCUGUCCGAAGCCGACACCAGGCACGCCUUGGACAGCAAUGAGUUCAGCUUGGUUGCUUUUGUCUCGCCCGAAGACGAGGCAAGCAAGAACUUUGAAUCAGAAUGGCUACCUUUAGAAGGCCAAGAGUUCGCACUCAGUGUCGACUGCCAGAACGCAGCAACGCUUUGCGCUGAGCUCGAUGUCGUCUCCUUGCCAGCCAUCCGUAUCUACACCCCCGAGGGCCUCCACUGGAGGUACCGCGGGCCGAGGGUCACCAAAGAGAUCAUGGCCUUCCUCCAGCGCAUGUUCCACCCGCCUGUCACCGAGUUUGACGGGCCAUUGACGCAGUCUUUCGCCCAGGGCGACGACGUCGUCUUCAUGGCGCAGGUUGGUUCUGGCUCGGAGAAUGACAACAUUUUCGAGCGUUACAUCGACUUGGCCGACGAGUACCGAGAUCGCUACUCGUUUGGUCUACGAAGGACCGACGAUGCGACAUCCAACAUUCGGUGUUUCCAGAACGUAGACCGUCUCGUGCACAUUACGUCCGAGUUGGAGACAGUGGAGUCUAUGGGUGCCUUUCUCAAGAAAUGCACUGCAUUUCUGAUCCCGGAAAUGACCCGUCAGAACGAGAUGGACAUUCUCUCGUCUGGCAAGUCUGUGGUAUACUUCGCCUCGCCCUCCGCCGCGGACCGCGAGGCGCACAGAGAGGCCACGCGACCCUUGGCCCAGAAGUACAACGAGUACCUCAUAUUCGUCACGGUGGACUCAUCUGCACAUCCAGACAUGAUGGCGGGAUUGGGGCUCGACGGCGGUGCUUCUACCAAGGGCUUGAGCGUUCAGAACCCACGUAUGGGCCAGGUCUUCCCUUUCGCAGGUUCUGACAGCCAAUUUGCGCAGGAGGCUCUGGAAAAAUUCAUCGUCGCAAUCUCAGAAGGCAAAGUUGAACCAUGGAGUGGUGCUGGGGCCGAGGGCAGCGAUGUGGCAGACGCAGCUGGCGAUGGUGUUGCGGGUGGGGAGGCAUCGCGAGAGGAACAGUCACGAGACGAACUUUGA
Messenger RNA from Verticillium nonalfalfae, 1101 nucleotides. RefSeq lists its product as uncharacterized. Lineage: Eukaryota; Fungi; Ascomycota; Sordariomycetes; Glomerellales; Plectosphaerellaceae. Gene Ontology annotation, biological process: protein folding; response to endoplasmic reticulum stress. Gene Ontology annotation, cellular component: endoplasmic reticulum. The transcript has 6 exons. Gene Ontology annotation, molecular function: protein disulfide isomerase activity. The record is from RefSeq and is a predicted model, not a curated record. Bases 1 to 1101 code for a protein of 366 amino acids.